CCGUGGCUGGGAGCGGUGGAGAAGACCGAGACGACCAAGCUGCCCGCCUACGACCCGGCGUGCUACCUCUGCCCGGGCAACACUCGCGCCACCAACGGCACGGUGAACGACAAGUUCGAGGGGACGUACGUCUUCGACAACGACUUCCCGUCGGUGCGUGGCGGCGAUGGUGACUUCGUGCAGCUCAACGAGGACGACCUCUUCAUCGCCCAGUCCAACCGCGGCGCGUGCAAGGUGAUCUGCUUCUCGCCCAAGCACAACGCGACGCUGCCCGACAUGACGGUGGGCGAGAUCACGGAGGUGGUGCGCGUGUGGCGCCGCGAGUACGAGGCCCUGGGCCGCCUGGACUACAUCAACUACGUCCAGAUCUUCGAGAACAAGGGCAGCAUGAUGGGCUGCUCCAACCCGCACCCGCACUGCCAGAUCUGGGCCACCGAGGCGGUGCCCGACGAGCUCGCCAAGGAGCUCGACGCCUUCGCCCACUGGCGCGCCAGCAAGAACGGCGCCUGCCUGCUCUGCGCCUACGUCGAGCGCGAGCGCGCGCGUGCGGCGGAGCGCGUCGUGUGCGCCAACGCGUCGUUCACGGCGCUGGUGCCCUUCUGGGCCGUGUGGCCCUUCGAGAUGAUGAUCGUCGGACACCAGCGCCACCUGAGCUCGCUCGCCCAGCUCACCCCCGACGAGGAGCGCGACCUGGCCGACAUCAUCAAGCAGGUCACCACCAAGUACGACAACCUCUUCCAGUGCCACUUCCCCUACUCGAUGGGCAUCCACCAGGCGCCCACCACCACCACCACGAGCCACUCGAGCCAGCGACCACAACAACAACAACAGCGACAAGACGAUGAAGAUGAUGGUAACGAGAAUGAUGAUGGUGAUGGUGAUGAGGAGUUGUUCCACCUGCACAUGCACUUCUACCCGCCGCUGCUGCGGUCGGCGACGGUGCGCAAGUUCCUGGUCGGCUACGAGCUGUGCGGCGAGCCCCAGCGCGACAUGACCCCCGAACAGGCGGCGGCCCGCCUGCGCGACCUCCCGGCCGUACUCUACCGCGAUCUGCCCUCCAACGUCGAGCAACAACAAUGA
This is a messenger RNA of Acanthamoeba castellanii str. Neff, 1080 nucleotides long. Its product is annotated as galactose1-phosphate uridylyltransferase. The record is from RefSeq and is a predicted model, not a curated record. Gene Ontology annotation, cellular component: cytoplasm. Gene Ontology annotation, molecular function: zinc ion binding; UDP-glucose:hexose-1-phosphate uridylyltransferase activity. The annotation marks the transcript as partial. Lineage: Eukaryota; Discosea; Longamoebia; Acanthamoebidae. Gene Ontology annotation, biological process: beta-D-galactose catabolic process via UDP-galactose, Leloir pathway. The transcript has 3 exons.